This is a messenger RNA of Bufo bufo (common toad), 2210 nucleotides long. RefSeq names its product ring finger and SPRY domain containing 1 (gene RSPRY1). The coding region runs from base 347 to 2074 and encodes 575 amino acids. NCBI's taxonomy places the organism in Eukaryota, Metazoa, Chordata, Amphibia, Anura, Bufonidae. Gene Ontology annotation, molecular function: protein binding; ubiquitin-protein transferase activity. The record is from RefSeq and is a predicted model, not a curated record. The transcript has 15 exons. Gene Ontology annotation, cellular component: cytoplasm.
UCACUUCCCGGCUGGCCGCGUCACGAUUGGUCUUGUCUUCAGUAACAGAAAGAGGAGAAAGAAACAGGAAGUGCGCGAUCCAGUGCGGGAGGCUGAUAACGGUGAGGCUUCCCCGCACAUAGGGGCGGUGAGUGCAUGUGCCCAGCCCAUCAUUGUGUCUUCCUGCUUCUUUGUCCAGCAGAUGCAGCGUGAGGUCUGAGGAGGACAAGGCUGAUCCGCUGGAGACCUGACCAGUAGUGGAGACAUGGAUCCUUGUCCCAGAUAAUGUCCGGCAGUGGACAUGAAGAGGAGGAUGGAGAGAAGCCGGAUUCCUGAUCUUGCCGCUGCAACAUGUACGACGUUCUAGAUGAUUGUGCUUGCUUGGGUUGCAUUUUACGCUAGCAGAAGCCUCGUGCAAGGUUUUCUGCUGCACUUUGGGCGCCAUACAGUUCAUGUAAAUGAACAUUCGGGGACCAGUAACAUGGGGAACAACUGUGUGUGCAGAGAAGACAGUGACGUGGAGGACAAUGUAGACUCCCCCAGUCAGCAAACUGAAAACCGCAUUGCACCUGCCAGUGAAUCUAGAAACCGCCCAAGAGAUCCAGUAAGACCUCCUAGGAGGGGAAGGGGACCACACGAGCCACGGAGGAAAAAGCCAAAUGUGGACGGCCUGGUGCUGGAUACUUUGGCCGUCAUCAGGACUCUUGUGGACAAUGACCAGGAGCCCCCCUAUUCUAUGAUCACUUUGCAUGAAAUGGCAGAAACAGAUAAUGGCUGGCUGGAUGUGGUGCAGUCCCUCAUUAGAGUCAUUCCAUUAGAAGAUCCCUUGGGUCCAGCUGUCAUUACGUUGCUACUGGAUGAAUGUCCGCUGCCAACAAAAGAUGCCCUGCAGAAGCUGACAGAGAAAUUAAACCUAAGUGCGGCCACAGCGAUCCAAGACUCCAGUAAUCCCGCCAAACACCGUAACACAACUGCUGUAUUAGGAUGCUUGGCUGAGAAGCUGGCAGGUCCUGCCAGUAUCUCUCUGCUUAGUCCCGGGAUUUUGGAAUAUUUGUUAGAAAGCUUGAAUUUCAGGUUCCAUCCCAUGGUCAUUCUGUUUGCGCUGAUUGCACUGGAGAAGUUUUCACAAACAAGUGAAAAUAAAAUGACUGUUUCAGAGUCUCAGAUCAGCGAUCGUCUUCUUCUGCUCGAGACGUGGACCAAUAACGGAGAUUUCUUGAAGCGUCAGGUUGGCUUCUGCGCCCAGUGGAGUUUAGACAAUUUGUUCAUAAAAGAAGGGAGGCAGCUGACUUAUGAGAAAGCGGAUUUGACGCCCAUUAACGCCAUGCUGAACAGCAAUGAUGUGAGCGAGUACCUCAAGAUUUCUCCGUAUGGAUUAGAAGCUCGGUGUGAUGCUUCCUCCUUUGAGAGCGUUCGCUGCACAUUCUGUGUAGACUCUGGUGUCUGGUAUUAUGAAGUAACUGUCAUUACCUCUGGAGUUAUGCAGAUCGGGUGGGCGACUAAAGACAGCAAAUUCCUCAAUCAUGAAGGAUACGGCAUUGGGGAUGAUGAGUAUUCGUGUGCGUAUGAUGGCUGCAGGCAGCUGAUCUGGUAUAAUGCGAAAAGUAAACCUCACCAACAUCCUUGCUGGAAAGAAGGAGACACCGUCGGCUUUUUACUGGAUUUACAUAAAAAGUUGAUGAUCUUUUCUCUUAACGGGAACCAACUUCCACCCGAGAAGCAAGUUUUCUCUUCCGCCACGUCUGGGUUUUUUGCUGCAGCAAGUUUCAUGUCUUAUCAGCAGUGCGAGUUUAAUUUUGGAGCCAAGCCCUUUAAAUAUCCACCUGCAAAUAAAUUUAGCACUUUUAACGAAUACGCCGUUUUGGCCCCUGAAGAAAAGGUCAUUCUGCCAAGGCACAGGCGCUUAGCACUGUUGAAACAAGUCAGCAUUCAGGAGAACUGUUGUACGCUGUGCUGUGAUGAGGUGGCAGACACAGAACUGAAGCCUUGUGGACACAGUGAUCUCUGUAUGGAGUGCGCUCUUCAGCUGGAGACUUGUCCACUGUGUCGACAAGAGAUAAAGACUCGCGUCCGCCAAAUUUCCCACAUCUCCUGACCACUGUGGAGUAAACGCAGGAAGAUAUUCUUUGCUACUUUUUUUUUUUUUUUUUUAAACGAACGAGACGCUGUCUAAAAGCAAACAUUUGCAAGUCUUUUGUAUUCGCUUCCGAUGAGAGAAAAUGGCCAUAUCU